This is a messenger RNA of Dothidotthia symphoricarpi CBS 119687, 1644 nucleotides long. RefSeq lists its product as uncharacterized. NCBI's taxonomy places the organism in Eukaryota, Fungi, Ascomycota, Dothideomycetes, Pleosporales, Dothidotthiaceae. The record is from RefSeq and is a predicted model, not a curated record. Bases 67 to 1317 code for a protein of 416 amino acids. The transcript has a single exon.
UCUUUUGUAUGCAUAUGGCUUCUUCGGAUCCCCGCACCGAGGUGUCAUCCAAUCUCGUCGAACACCAUGGCUACACUGUCGCCCACCAUCCACAUACUGGACAAGGCUAACUAUUCGAAACAUCGUCUCGUCACCCGCAAAAAUGAACCUCCAACUCCGCUUGCCCCAUCAUCCAUUCGCCUCCGGCCCAGGAUGCUUGGUCUCACGACUAACAAUCUUACUUAUGCUCGUCUGGGUCAUCUGAUGGGCUGGUACGACGUAUACCCUCUACCUCGAAAUAUACCGGAGCCAUACAACGAUGGCGAGGCGUUUGGUCGCAUUGCCGCCUGGGGCUACGCGGAGAUCACUGAGUCCACUGUUCCUGAGAUCUCUUCUGGACAGACUGUAUUCGGAUAUCUUCCUGUCAGCACUGGAGUAGAAGACGUAUGUGUUAGCUUUGCCGAACAUGAAGGCGAGCAAAUCCAGGAUCAUAUUAUCAUCAAGAACAAGCAUCGACAGCAUCUCUUGAAAAUUUACAACAGAUAUCAAGUUUGCGCCUCGCUAUCUGAGCUCGAGAAAGUCAAGAGUGUCGACUCCCUGGGCUGGGAUGCCCUCAUGCAAGUGCUCUUCGGAACAUCCUACAAUCUAAAUAUGUACGGAUUCGCCUGGGAAGAAGGAAACAGAAUCCAUCCUAGUGCCCAAGGCGAAUGGAGCACUGCAGAUGCAGAUCUGCGGGGAGCCACUAUCGUAAUCCUCAAUGCUUCUGGCAAGACUGGAAUGUCAUUCGCGUACAGUCUUCGCCACCACCGCCCCAAAGAACACCAACCUAAGACGAUCAUUGGUGUUGCGUCACCUGCGUCAGUGUCUCAAAUCUUACAGAGUGGUCUCUACAACAAAGCCGUACUGAACUCGGAUUUCGAAAGCACCUCCGCAGACAUAGACCAGUCCGAUGCCCGCCGCACACUGCUCUUCGACUUCGGCGCCCGAAAAGACGCAAACGUUCUGUGGAAAUCUUGCUUGUGUUCAAAUUCCGUCCCCUUUACCCUCAUCACCGUUGGAGGAGAAGUUAUGAUUCAAGACCCAGAGGCGAUAGCUAGCAGAUCUGCCAACAUCGGUGCCCUCAACAUUGUCAAUGCGUCGCUGCUACGGGAGAAGGGCAUUGAGGUCGGAGGCGAAAAGUACUUCGAAGAAUUCAGUACAGCAUUCGAUGAAUUCAAAGGGAAGGUCAAAGGCCUGAGACUCCAAUGGGGCGAGGGAAUGGAGGAGUGGGAACAAGGCUGGGAGGCCUUUUGUAGGGAUGAAGUACGAGCUGAUACGGGGCUUGUGUAUCGUCUCUAGAGAAUGGAUAAGGGAAGUACAUGUUGUCUGCGCGGAGAAUCUUUGGCCGUUAUAGGUGUGUGUUUAUUAGUUGGUAGAUAAUGACCAUUCGAAUAGUUACAUGUAUUUUAGUAGUUUCCCUACGCUAACGAAUUCACAGAAUGCUCUGUUCACCUCCUUACCUUGUAUUCGACCUAGAGUAGAAACAUAUGUAGUUAUUCUUCAGUGAGCGACUUUCUCCUUAUGGAGCAUCUAGCAAUCUCUUAUAAGGGAUAGCUGACUCUGUGAAUGUUGUAUUAUCUAGAUCUAUCCCAACCCAAUUGCUUGUACACUAUCCCAAUCAUUUUU